AUAUUAGUAAUUAAUAAAGAACCUUUUUUAACAUAAGUACAUUUUUAUAUAAAAAAUUGUCUUGUUUUAUUAUAGAAUUGAGUUUAAAUUGCUUGUAGACAUUAAAAUCAUUUUAACCUAUAAAUAGUUUUAAAAGGCAUUAUUAUAUUUUUAAAAAAUUUAAUAAUUCUUUGUGUUUACUUAGUACAUAAUUCAACUGCUUCAGCAGAAAAUAGAGAUUUUUCAAACGAUUUAGUUAAAGAAAAAUAUCAUGAACUUGCGUUUACAAUAACAAAUGUGUUAAAUGCAGAAUUAGUCGAUAUGAUACUUAUAGAACCUGUGAAAGACAUUGUAAUGGAAAUAUUACUUUUAAUAUGUACGAAUAAUGAAGCUGAUAUCAUUUUUAUUACUGGUGACAUCGAAACCAUUGAGAGACAUAAUGUAAAUGAAGCCAUUGAAAAUGUCAUUAGUUACAAUGAACUUCAUGAAAUACAGAAAAAUUUUAUAUCAAGAAUAGAAACAAUAUUAGGAACAAUCACGUGUGAUAGAAUUGUAUGUGGUAUACGAAAUAAGGCAUUAAUCAUUAAUUUGUCCAGUUCCGAAGAUAAAGUCAAACUCUUUGCAGCAAUUGUAGAUAUGCUGGAGAAUACAUUGCGUGCGACACGUAAGAGGAAAUAUUUAAUUCAUGCGCCAUCUGAUUCUGCAUGUUCAUCCAAUAUUGCUUCAAAUGAGAAAAUAGACAAGGAUUUAAACGAAAGUGAUAAAGAACCGUUUCCUAUGAUUUCUUUAGAAGAUGCAUUGAAGAUAUUAGCUGAAGUAACAAACACAAGUAUAGACACAAGAAAUUCUGAAUUAGUAAAAUUAAGUGAUGCUUAUGGGAGAGUACUGAAUGAAGACGUAGUAUCAAACUGUAACAUGCCAUCUUUUAGAAUCUCUACUAAGCAUGGGUAUGCAAUGUUGGCAUCUGAUGGACAAAAAUUGCGAAAAUUGUUGAAUAAAGAAAAAAGUUUAUCUCCGAUUUCGCUUCAAUCCGGAACAUGCGUAUGGGUCGACAGUGGAGCAUCUAUUCCAGAUGAAGCCACAUCGGUUGUGCACGUGAAUGAUACACAGAUGUUAGAAUCUCUAACCACUGACGAUGUGUAUAUUUACAUAAUGGCUAAACCAAGACAUAUGCAAAACAUUAAACCUAUUGGUUACGAUAUAGCAAAAGAACAAGUUGUUGUUAAGAAAUUUACCUGUAUUGGCCCGGAUGAGAUGGCAAUCUUGGCAGCUUCUGGUUGCAAAGAAGUUUCAGUCAUUGAAGAGUUGCGAAUAGGUGUGUUAUCCAUCGGCGAUAACUUGGAAGAACCCGGAGAAGCUUUAAAACCAGGAUAUGUUCACGAUAUAAAUAGAAUAACUUUAAUCUCACUAUUAAGACAUAAUGGUUUUUCUUCAUUAGAUUUAGGAAUCGUGAAUGAUAAAUUUCCAUCUAUAUUUGAAAAAAUCGAGAAAGCUUUAAGAAAAGUAGAUAUACUUGUUACAACAGGCUCUGUUAACGAUAAUGAUUUAUUGAAGACAAUUUUAAAGAAACACUAUGGAGCCAAAAUACAUUUUGGUAAUAUAGAUAUAAAACCAGGGAAAUCAACAGCAUUAGCUACGUGCACGAUCGGUUGCAAGACGAAGUAUUUGUUGUGUUUUUCGGGAAACCCAUUAUCCGCUUUUACUGCCGCACAAGUAUUUCUUUUGCCUUUUGUGAACAAAAUGUGUGGUUAUAAAUUCUCAGCCGCUAUAGCACCAGUUUGUGUAAACACCAGAUGUCUAAAUAAAUCGUUUAUCUCACACAAUCAUCGUCGUAGAUUAGCGUGGACACAUUUACAGAGGCCCGGAGAAGAAGAGUCUCCAAUAGCUUCCAACAUGGACUGCAAUCUCUUCAAAGAUAAAUUAUGUAACAUUAUAGGUUCAAACACACUUUUAUUAUUACCAAAAGCUUCAGAGAAUUGCAAAUUAAUGACUGAAGGCUGCGAUGAAUUAUCAGGUUUUUUUAUUGAUAAUUAAUUCUUUGAUAAUGUAUUAUAAUGUGUUAACGAAAAAUUCAAAUCUGGAAGAUAGGUGUUAAAUGAUAUGACAUGUUUUAUUUUUAAGACUAUAACUGUAAAAAUAUUAUUAGUUUAAAUGAUUGUAUGUUUCAUACUUCUUAUACAACACCGAUUGUUACGAAAAAGUUUCAGAAAGAUUUUAAUUUUAUGCAUUUUAUGCAUUCUGAGAUUAUUCUACAAAAUUGUAUUUUAAUUUUCGUCAAUAAUCAUACUAAUGAAUUUCAUAAUAUAGUAUAGUAGUACAACAUAUAGCAUUAAGUAGGAAAUAGCAUUUACUUUAGUUAUACAUUUUUAUUUAGAAAAGUUUAUUCUGUGUUCAUUUUUUUUAAAAGAAGAAUUGUUGAAUGUUAUCUUAAUAUGGACUUUAAACUUUUAUUUUAUGUAGUCGGAUAGUACAAAAACGUUACGCAAAUAAAAUAUCAUUGUCUUAUAUAUGUA
Messenger RNA from Monomorium pharaonis (pharaoh ant), 2492 nucleotides. RefSeq names its product gephyrin. Gene Ontology annotation, molecular function: molybdopterin molybdotransferase activity. NCBI's taxonomy places the organism in Eukaryota, Metazoa, Arthropoda, Insecta, Hymenoptera, Formicidae. The transcript has 10 exons. The coding region runs from base 301 to 2013 and encodes 570 amino acids. The record is from RefSeq and is a predicted model, not a curated record. Gene Ontology annotation, cellular component: dendrite; postsynaptic membrane; cytosol. Gene Ontology annotation, biological process: establishment of synaptic specificity at neuromuscular junction; Mo-molybdopterin cofactor biosynthetic process; gamma-aminobutyric acid receptor clustering.